Messenger RNA from Strongylocentrotus purpuratus (purple sea urchin), 1498 nucleotides. Its product is annotated as mpv17-like protein 2. Bases 312 to 908 code for a protein of 198 amino acids. The transcript has 4 exons. Lineage: Eukaryota; Metazoa; Echinodermata; Echinoidea; Camarodonta; Strongylocentrotidae. The record is from RefSeq and is a predicted model, not a curated record. Gene Ontology annotation, cellular component: cytoplasm; membrane. Gene Ontology annotation, biological process: mitochondrial ribosome assembly.
AACGUACGCUGAUCAAAAUACCACAGUCGCUGACGCCGAGCGAGCGCGCCGCCGGGCGCGGCUAGGCUGGCUUUAAAUUGUCAUUGCACUCGCUACAUUUAUGCCGUGCCGGGCCGGGUGAACAACAAAGCUUGAAAAUGACUCCAUAUUUCCAUAACAAAAGGAGAUUCUGUCAUUGAAGUGCAACAGUUGAUCCGUGAGAAUCACACUAGAGCAUACAUCACUAUGUGUUUACGAAAUAGAUUAUAUUAGAUAAUAAUUUACCUUAGAUCUAUUUAGCAUGCAAUUUGUGUUAGUGUUGCACAAGAAUCAUGAUCCGACAUAUCACACGAAAAUUAUUUUCACCUAAGUACUUGGUUUGGACGAAUAUAGCAUCAGGAGGAAUUAUUUUAACAUGUGGAGAUGCCGUCGAACAAUACCGGGAAAUUCUAAAGAAGCGAAAACAACAGCAAAUUCAACGAUGGAAUAUGAAACGAACAGGUUGCAUGUUUGCCAUUGGAAUCGCUCUUGGUCCAUUCAACCACUACUGGUACGUUUACCUCGAUCGCUUCCUUCCAGGCAUCGCAGCAUCCACAGUAGCAACAAAGAUUGUCCUCGAUGAAAUAAUCGCAUCUCCUGUACUAACCAUCUCAUUCUUAGUUGGUCUUGGUUUAUGUGAAGGGAAACCUCUCUCAGACUGUGGCACAAUGGUUAAGGAAAAGUUUCCCACAAUUUGGAUGUUUGAUCUGUGCUUUUGGCCUACCAUUCAGUGGAUCAACUUCUACUACCUGCCUCCACGUGCCCGUGUCAUCUAUGUCAACUCUGUCACCUUUCUUUGGGAUAUGUUUCUUUCCUUUAUGGUCUACGAUUAUAAGAGUGAAUCCGGAAGUGAAGGAAGUAUAUCAGAAAGUCAGCAAAAAUGUGCCUAAUUUAUCCAUCAUGCAAAAGGAUCUUUCAGACAUUAAGCGGAAAAUCGCGGCGGUAAUGUUUUUAUCGUGUAAAUGAUUGGCAACAGGGUGCAUCAUUAAAUACGCGUGUUAACUUUUUAGCUCUGUGUUGUUAUAACCUACAUAAAUGCAAAGGGUAUUACUAGUAUGCUAACAUCAUUAUUAGCUAGGUUGCGCAAAUAUUAAGCGCUCUGUUCAAUAAGUAACAUGAUCUGAUGUAAUGGCGCCUGUAUGAAUUAAAUUAAGGCCUUGUAUUGUUUUGUUCAACAUCUCCAAACAACUAUUUGUGUUUUAAUGAAAUGGCUUGUAAUUUAGUUGAUACUCAAAUUCUAGACAAUUUUAGUCUGUGGAUAGUUUGAUUUCGUUUGACAUGCUUGGAAGUGGAUUGAGAGGUGAAUAUAUUUUGUUUUUCCUCCUUUGUGACACUUCUGUCAUAUCUUAGUUGGUUUUAAAGAAAUGUUUUUUGUUUUCUACAGAAGAAUGAACAAGAUCUUACUUUUAUUUCCUUAAGUUCAUGACUCUUGCCAGUACUUUCUGUGGUCAUAAAUAAUAAAUUUGUUUUGAUGGAUUUA